Messenger RNA from Centruroides sculpturatus (bark scorpion), 1137 nucleotides. Its product is annotated as protein alan shepard-like. The transcript has 6 exons. The record is from RefSeq and is a predicted model, not a curated record. Gene Ontology annotation, molecular function: RNA binding. Bases 289 to 1056 code for a protein of 255 amino acids. Lineage: Eukaryota; Metazoa; Arthropoda; Arachnida; Scorpiones; Buthidae.
GACGUUGCAUGCGGAUGUGCGUUUCGGCGCGCGAGCGGCGUUGACUAAAGAACGUGCUGUCGUCAACGCCGAUCGUAGUGGAGUCGGUUUUUUGCGGUUUUUGGUUGGUUUUAUUCAAAUGAGAACGAAAAGAAAGUUAGUUUCUUGUUGAUUAGUGUUUUGUUUAUGUUUUGGGAAUGAUUACGAACGAUUUUAAUAAGGAAUAGGAUUUUAUCGGAUUUUUACAACACAAAAGCAUCGCUGAAAAGGAAGAAAAAUUCGGACGACCGAAGUCAUCUCGUUGCGAUUAUGAAGGAUGAACAUAAAGAAAUAACUACUGAAGUACACAUGAAUGGGAUCAAAGGAGGUGGAUGUCCUGGGGCUGGAGGUGAUACUGCCACAUCAGAAGAUCAAACGCCACCCCCCUCUCGUACAGUUAAUGGAGAUGGACGAGUUGCAUUAAAUGCUGGAGAUAAUACUUCUGAUAGUGCCACGUCAGGUGUUGGUGAUUGUAAAAAUGAUGAGAAAAAGCAAACAGCAAAUGUUCAGGCUUCCCAAAAUAAAGUAAAUAAUCGUAAACCUGUCAUUGCAAACAUACCAAAAUUGCAAGCUCGACCACCCUAUAAUGCCAAGACUCGAACAUCUUGUGCAACUGUGUCCUCUGGUGGCACCCCCACUGCCAACCCAUAUCGAACUCAAGGGUGCUUAAAUCCAUAUAUAACUCGUUACCCUACUCCAUUGGCUGCACCACCAUAUGGAAGUUAUCCUCAACCUGCUGCGUAUUCAUCGACGAGGGUUCCCGCUGCUUCGCCGCCAGUAUUUGGCACUGGGACGCCUGUCUCCGGUUCCCAUUCUGGUUCCGGGUCGGGGUCCGGCUCGGGAUCGGGAUCUGGAUCAGGUGGCGGAAGCGGCAGUUCUUCCGGUGGAGAACAACUCAGCAAAACCAACUUAUACAUUAGAGGUUUAACACAGAACACCACUGACAAAGACCUGCUUACCCUCUGUGCUCCAUAUGGAAAUAUAAUAUCAACUAAAGCAAUACUGGAUAAAAAUACCAAUAAAUGUAAAGGUAAGUAAUUAAUUUUUUUCAGGUAUUAAGAUAAUGAAAUGUUUUUUAUUUGACCUUACAUUAAAUCCACUUUUUAAAUAUAUUGUUGG